AUGCCACAUCUGCAGCUAGUCCAAUAUCAAAGUUUAUCAUCAGAAUCGCCAUAUUUAUUUUCCUCUGUAUAAUUACGAAAUCUGUUAAAGAACCCGCUUGUACUGGAUCGAUACAUCCUUGUGCGCAAGGCAAUUGUUCAGCUAUCAAAAUAAAGACUGAAGUCAAAUAAGGCAAAAAGUUUUGUCACAAGUGUAAAGAAGUUUAUAUUAUGAUAUGAGGACUAUGACGCCGGAAGAAAAAUUAUUAUUAUAUGAGACAAUAAGCAAAGAACAGAAAAAGUGUACAGAAAGCAUUUCUAAGAUUAGGCCCAACUUUGGAGAUAGCUUAUUUUGUAAUGGCACAGCUGGAAGGAUGGGAGCAUGCUGGAACUAUACAUUGGCUGGUGAAACGGCAGUUCAGUCAAGGAUCAUAGGAAUCAAUAGCUAUCGAAUAAGUUACCAUUGUACAGAAAACGGAACAUGGGACAAUAGAGGAGAAAAUUAUACACACUUAAACGAUAAUAGUGACGAGAGUCAAGGUUAUGUUUAUGUAUAUAUUGCUGGAAAUGCGUUGUCUUUAGUGCUGCUGACGAUUGCAUUAUUCAUCUUCUUCGGAUUCAGACAGUUAAGGUGUGGAAGAGUGUUGAUCCACAAAAACCUCUUCCUAUCAUAUGUGUUUACUGGCUUAACAUGGAUUCUGUACUACAAACUGGUUAUACUGGACGGAGAUAUUAUACAUGAUAACCCGUGGUGGUGUCAAUUUAUGCACGUGUUAGCACAGUAUUUUAUGCAAUGUAAUUUUGCCUGGAUGUUUUGCGAAGGACUUUACCUUCAUACAGUACUAACCAGAGUAUUCAGCAAUGGAAAAAUACUAACAUUCAUAUGUUAUGCAAUUGGAUGGGGAUACCCGCUUAUUCCAACCAUUAUUUAUACUGUUCUUAGAAGUCGCACAGGAAAAGGAUGUUGGCAUGACGAAAGCAGUUUGCAAUGGAUUAUGUAUGGUCCCAUAGUUGUUUCCAUAUGUAUCAACGUAAUGUUCCUUGUUAAUAUUGUUAGACUACUGAUGACAAAGUUGCAGAAAAUCCCAGAAGCAUCACAAAGCAAGAAAGCAGCAAGAGCCACUUUGGUGUUACUUCCAUUACUAGGAUUACAGUAUCUUGUAUUACCAAUGAGACCAAGUGAAAAUUCAGAUUUCACAGAUAUCUAUGUGUAUUCUGUGGCAGUUUUGACUUCACUGCAGGGUUCGUUUGUAUCCAUCAUGUAUUGCUUUUGUAAUAGCGAGAUCACUGCGAUUUUGAAACGUAAAUGGGAUCAACAUUGGUUGAUGUAUGGAAGCGGGCGAAGAAAACAUCGCUGUUCAUCUACACAUUAUACCGUCACUGAAAAUAUGGCUGACGAUUGUAACAAAAAGUUCACAGAUAAGCCAGAAAUGGUGCCACUGCAAGAAACGAUGUGUGAUGUGUAAAUGAAGCAAGUGAACAAAGCACAGAUUAAAAAAUUCUUCAGGGAAAACGGAAGUGCAAAACAUCAGCGAUAGACUGAAUUAAGAAUAGAAGUUUUUAUAUUUCAUUUUUGUAGUUGCUUACAAUAUAGUGUUUUAUAAAUUGCAAUUUUUCAAUGUUCUUUGGUGUACGGAAUUUUUCUGAAAAUUGUGUCUUAAUAUUAUCUCUGUAUAUUACAGAAACUUACAACGUUUUUCAUUAAACAAUUUUUCCAGGA
Mytilus californianus (California mussel) is the source of this 1698-nucleotide messenger RNA. Its product is annotated as calcitonin receptor-like. The transcript has 13 exons. The coding region runs from base 215 to 1444 and encodes 409 amino acids. The record is from RefSeq and is a predicted model, not a curated record. Gene Ontology annotation, cellular component: plasma membrane. Gene Ontology annotation, biological process: cell surface receptor signaling pathway; adenylate cyclase-modulating G protein-coupled receptor signaling pathway. Gene Ontology annotation, molecular function: G protein-coupled peptide receptor activity. Lineage: Eukaryota; Metazoa; Mollusca; Bivalvia; Mytilida; Mytilidae.